AUGGAUGACAGCCUCUCCAGGCUUGAGGAGCAGGCGCGCUCGAUCGAGAGGACAAUCCCAUCCAAAUCCACCGGCAAGGCAGUACUAGAUGCCACCAUCAAGACUGCCGAGUUGUACUUUCAGGCUCUUCGCCUCGCUGACAAACCUUCAGACAAGCAGAGGCUCGACACCAGGUUCAACGAACUCCUAGCGCGGGCCGAGCGGCUCAAGGCAGCCCAGAAUGAACAGAACAGACUGGUCCCUGCGGCAGGAUCGCGAGAGCUCCUCGAACCACCUGUUUCGCGCCGCGAGCUCACGACGCGAGAAAAAAUAAUACUCCUGGAGGGUGGUAAACUGAAUGGUUUCAAGUUCACGCCUUGGACGGCUCCACCAUCCUCGGGUGAAUUUGCCCUUCGUGAUGGCGACGCUUUAUUCACAGACUCGAGGUCGCUGCCUCUGUCCACGGCGCAGCUUGAAUCGUUUGAUGGUUGGAAACGACCGCAGCAAGCACUUCCGUCAGUUCACUGCGACCCCAGUGGACAAAAUGGUAUUGACGCUGCCGUCAUGUAUUUGCCUGAGCCUAUGGACCUCGUGCAAGACAUGACAUCGGACUGUUCAGUGGUUGCAAGCCUGUGUGCGCUAUCCUCCAGGGUAGAGCGUGGGUUUCCCAAGAUCCUGCGAAGUGUAGUGCAUCCUUUCAACUAUGAGACUGAUCGAAUGAUUCUGUCGCCUAAUGGAAAAUACAUUCUCAAGUUAUAUUUCAAUGGUUGCUGGAGAAGGGUCGAGAUUGACGACUAUUUACCGUCCUCCAAGACUUCCCGAGUUCUUCAUGUGAUUGACCGCCGCCAUCCUACGUUACUAUGGCCAGCCCUGGUUGAGAAAGCAUAUCUAAAAGUUCGAGGCGGUUACGACUUUCCUGGGAGUAACUCUGGGACGGAUCUCGCCGUGCUUACCGGGUGGAUUCCUCAACAAGUCUUUCUCCACGACGAGGAUGUCGAACCAGAUCUCUUGUGGGAGGAGAUCAUUGCUCAGUUUCGAAGAGGAAAUGUUCUCGUCACCAUUGGAACUGGCAAAUUACCCCGCCGGGAGCAAAGACACCUCGGUCUCGCAGCAGAACAUGACUAUGCAGUCUUGGACAUGUCUACUAACGCUGAUGCCAAAGAGAUGCUCGUCAAAAACCCCUGGGCUGACGGAGAUGUAUGGCGGGGGGCGGCAAGGCGCCGACCGCAUCGAAACGACGAAGAGUCUCCAAUUGACACGCCUGAAAACGAAGAGAUGAUGCCUGGCACCUUCUGGAUGGGCUUCAAUAGCGUGUUCCAAUAUUUUGAGAAUAUGUAUCUCAACUGGAACCCUGCAUUGUUUUCUUAUCGAGAAGACCUUCACUUUUCGUGGGAUCAGGCUAAUGCCACGCCAACCGCCAGCUUGAUCGUCAACAAUCCCCAGUUUGCAGUGGCAGCUUCUGGUACAGGUGAAAUCUGGUUGUUACUGCAGCGGCACUUUCGAACAGGAGAUUACACGCAAGAGACGACAAAAGAAAAUGGAUAUAUCGGCCUCUCCUUGUAUUCUUCUGACGGCAACAGAGUUAUAUCGAGUGAAGGGGCAAAAAUACGGGGACCAUUUGUGGACUCUCCCAAUACCCUGUUGAGGUUCAAAGCUACUGCUCAAUCGGGCUAUACUGCAGUUUUGGUAUCACAGGGUCUUCCUCUUGGGAAGAUGAACUUUACAAUCUCGGCUUUGUCGAAACAUCCAGUAGCACUCUCGGAAGCACGACUGCCAUAUCCCCAGAAAUUCAGCCUCAGCUCCGCGUGGACCAGGUCAAACGCUGGAGGAAACUCGGACUCAGCAAACUACUUGUCCAAUCCCCAAUUUCGAAUGACCUUGUCCACUGCGCAGAGGAUUGCAUUAGUUCUGAGGAUUGUGGGAUCGGUCAAGCCUAUCGCUGCAGCAGAGCCCGAUAUCAACGUCAAAAUCCUGGUCCUCUUCAGCAACGGGUCAAGGAUUACCCGCCUCCGCCCGCGGGAUGUUCUCGCGCACUCGGGAGACUACCGACGUGGGAGUGCUGUUGUUGAAACCAAGCUAGGACCCGGUUCCUAUACGAUUAUUUGCUCUACGUUUGAUGAGGGCCAAUUUGCGGAUUUCUGCCUCGACCUAUACUCCUCUGCGGGCGAGAGCACAACUUUGAAUCAACUGCCAGCGGAAGGUGCUGGGCGAUUGAGCAUCAAAAGUAGUCCAGCAGUGUUCCACAGUUCCACAGAUCGCCUGCUCGCGCCGCUUACGGUGUCGAGGCUGUCUCGGAUCUCGUUCGUCGCGCGAUACGAAGUCGUCACCACUGCGCAAGCGCACUCCUCGCUCUUCAAGAUGACACUCGAGCGAGGACAAGGGCCGUACAAGGACAUUCUCGCAACCAGCGAGAUCGACAACGAAGAAUUCAGCAGUAUCUCAUCGGGUCUUCGGAUUAUCGAUAUCGAUCUUCACCCGUCGCUGUGCGGGCCUGGCUCUAGUGGUCUAUGGCUUGUUCUCGAGCGACUGCCGCGAGGUGGCCAGAGCGAUGGAGAGGACGGGGUCGUUGAGAAGAGCGAUGAGAUUUUGCACGUCGAAAUGUUUACGGAUGAGAGAGUUGAGCUGGGCGCCUGGGGCCUGGGAUACGGUUGA
Molecule: messenger RNA, 2631 nt
Organism: Fonsecaea nubica
Lineage: Eukaryota; Fungi; Ascomycota; Eurotiomycetes; Chaetothyriales; Herpotrichiellaceae
Exons: 2
Coding region: 1-2631 (876 amino acids)
Biological process (GO): proteolysis
Molecular function (GO): calcium-dependent cysteine-type endopeptidase activity
Source: RefSeq, a predicted model, not a curated record